Closterium sp. Yama58-4 is the source of this 3558-nucleotide messenger RNA. NCBI's taxonomy places the organism in Eukaryota, Viridiplantae, Streptophyta, Zygnematophyceae, Desmidiales, Closteriaceae. The record is from the annotation of a GenBank genome assembly.
AUGCUGCUGUUCUCCGUCUGCCUCUUAGCAGCAGCUGCGAGCCUCCCGACAGCCAGCGCGCAAAAUGCGACACGUGUCGCCGCAGCGGCUGGAUCCUGGAACUGCGACAUUUCGAAGGGACGGUGGGUUUCCGCGCCCCUCCAUCUCCCGCGUUACACGGGACAGUGUCCGUACAUCCGCUAUACCGAGAACUGCCAGAACCAGGGACGGACCGACCUACAAUUCCAGAAAUACAGAUGGGUGCCCGCGGGCUGCGCGUUGCAGCGCAUGACUCCGAGGGCGCUGCUAAAUCGCUUUCGCAACAAGCUGGUACUCGUGUUCGGCGACAGCAUCUCCAAGAAUUUCGCCGGCUCCGUCGCGUGCGUGCUGUACGCCGCGUCGCCCGGCAACGUCCAGAAUUUCCGCAUCGCCAACGGCAACACCAAGGCGUACGGCGUCAGGGUUCCUCAUUUCAGGACUCGGUUUGCAUCGGUGUUCUCCAAUUGGCUGAACCACGCGAGCGGGCUGGGCGGCAACAUGAACCGCGUUGACCUUGACCAGGUCGACCCGCAGAUCACCGACCUACUCCCACUGGCUGACAUUGUCGUUUUCCAGGCGACCAAGUGGUGGCUCCCUGCCAUCAACAAGUGGUACGUGGGUGGCAAGGAGCAGUCACUCUCCAGGGAAGCGGCCUAUGAGAUGGGCCUCAAGACUCUGCGUGACUAUGUGGCCAAGUCGGGCUUUAAGGGCCGCGUUUACCUGCUGGGUGCUUCCCCCUCCCACUACAAGGUCCCUGGACUGGCCGAGUGGUCGUGUGAGACCAGCAGAAUGCUGACAGCGCAGCAGGCGGAUGAAUUUGCAAAAGGGGACAGCACCAGUUACAAUUUCCGGGAAAUCCAGAUUAGGGUUCUCUCAGGGUCUCCAAUACGCUACGUGGACGUUACACCUAUGAGUGACUAUCGCCCUGAUGGCCAUGUCCAGAAAUGGACGGUGAAAGGAGGGGCUCCAGCGGGUAAGAAGAACGAUUGUGUUCAUUGGUGUGAAGCUGGUGUCACGGACGCUUGGCUUGAAAUGCUCUAUAACACAGCUGCGAACCUCCCUGCCGCCAGCGCGCAAAAUGCGACAAGCGUCACCGCUGGAUCCUGGAACUGCGACAUUGCGAAGGGGCAGUGGGUGUCCGCGGCGCGGCACCUUCCGCGUUACACGGGGCUGACAUGUCCGUACAUCCGAUCCAGUCAGAACUGCCAGAACCAGGGACGGCCUGACCUACAAUUCCAGAAAUACAGAUGGGUGCCCGCAGGUUGCGCAUUGCAGCGCAUGACACCGAAGCGCCUGUUGGUGCGCUUUCGCAACAAGCUGGUACUCGUGUUUGGUGACAGCGUCUCGAAGAACUUCGCCGGGUCCGUCGCGUGCGUGCUGCACGCCGCGUCGCCCGGCACCAUCCAGGAUUUCCGCGUUGCGAACGGCAACACCAAGGCGUACGGUGUCAGGGUCCCUGGUACCAACACUCGUUUCGCGUCAAUCUUCUCUAAUUGGCUGAAUCAGGCGAGCGGGCUGGGCAACAGCAUGAACCGCGUUGACCUCGAUAAGAUCGACCCGCAGAUCACCGACCUCCUGCCACUGGCUGAUAUUGUCGUUUUCCAGGCCACCAACUGGUGGUUCCCCGCCAUCAACAAGUGGUACAUGGGCGGCAAGGAGCAAUCUCUCUCCAAGGAGGCGGCCUACGAGAUUGGCCUCAAGACUCUGCGUGACUACGUGGUCAAGUCGGGCUUUAAGGGCCGCGUUGCCCUGCUGGGCGUGUCCCCCUCCCACUACAAGGUCCCUGGGCUGAAGGAGGGGUCGUGUGAGACCAGUAAAAUGCUCACCGCACAGCAGGCAGAGGAGUUUGCUAAGGGCGAUGUCACUGGCAACAAGUUUCGGGAGAUUCAGAUGAGGGUUUUGUCAGGGUCUCCUAUUCGCUACGUCGAUGUUACGCCUAUGAGCAACUAUCGUCCAGACGGCCAUGUCCAAAAAUGGAUGGAGAAAGGGGGGGCUCCAGCAGGGAGGAAAAAUGACUGUCUUCAUUGGUGUGAAGGUGAUUGGCGAAAUCUGAUAACCGUAUCGCUCACCGGGCUGCUGUUUUUCGCCAUCGCCGAGAGAAGUCCGCCCGUCGCCUUGGCGUACAGCAGCUUCAAAAAGAAGCUCACACCCAUCCCCUUCCCCAACGUGACCGAUCCAGACCCCCCCAAACCGUGGACUUGCGAUAUUUCCUCGGGCAGCUGGGCACCUGCCCCGAACCUUCCUCUCUACACCGGGCUGACGUGUCCCUACAUCCGCUCCGGCCACAACUGCCAGAGCGAUGGGCGCUCCGAUAUGAGCUAUCAGAAGCUGCGCUGGCGGCCGUGGGGGUGCAAGGUGGUGCAAUUAACGCCGCAAAGGCUACUGAACUUGUUCCGCAACAAGACAGUCGUGGUCUUUGGCGACAGCGUCUCUAAGGACCUCUCCACGUCGCUGCGCUGCAUGCUGCACGCCGCCAGCCCAAACUUCUCUCGAGUCAAGCUCGCAGGAGGGACCACACGCGUGUGGGGGGAAAAGGUGGAACCUCAGAACAUCCGCAUAGUCUCUCUGUUCUCCUCGCACCUCAACGACAUCGGGUUCAUCCCCGAUGCAUCCCAGCCUCCUGCUGCUGUUGGUGCUGCUUCUGGCGCUGGUGCUGGUGCUAAUGGUGGUGCCAAUGCUGCAUCUUAUGCUACUGCCGCUUCUGCUACUGAAAGGGAGGAGGCGAAAUCAGAGGCAGCUAGGGCAGUGGCGAAAUCAGAAGCAGCUAGAGCAGUGGCGACCGAGGCAGACAUUGCACGAGCCACCACAAUGGCUGCUGCUGAUGCUGCUGAAUCAGCAUCGUCACCAGUCUCAAGAGCAGCAGCAGCAGCAGCAGCAGCAUCAUCAGGAGAAGCAGGAGAAUACUCAGCAGCAGCAGUAAGAGCAGCGGGAGGAGGGGGUUCCGGGAAGAUUCCAGGAAGAGUCUCAACGCAGGCGCAGCAGCAAGCACGGCGGGUCUUCCUAGACCAAAUCGACCCGAAGAUUAAAGACCUGCUUCCUAAAGCCGACAUAGUUAUUUUCCAAGCAACCAACUGGUGGUAUGCGGAGGACAACCAGUGGUUUCUGGGCGGCAAGCAGCAGAAAAUCUCCCGAAACGCUGCCUAUGCGAUCGGGCUGGCGACGCUGAGGGACCAUGUGGUGCGGUCGGGCUUUAAGGGAAAGGCAGUGGUGAUGGGUGUGUCUCCUUCGCACUACAUCGUACCGGGGAUGAAAAAGGGGAAAUGCGACAUUAACAGGCAUCUUGACUGGAACCAGACGAUUGAAGUGAGGAGGAUGGACGACCGGUCGUUUGGGAUGCGCAAGGUGCAGCUGCAGGUGCUGAAAGGGUCACCGCUGCGAUACGUGGACGUGUUACCAAUGAGCUUCUGGCGACCAGAUGGGCAUUUAUCGAAGUGGACUGUACCAGGGGGUGCCACUGGAAAGCAAGAUUGUCUGCACUGGUGUGAGGCUGGAGUAACAGAUGCGUGGCUAGAAAUGCUGUACAAUACACUGCUUUACUAA